GUCACUACCAACUUAACGCCAACUAAAGGCCACGAUGUCUUUUGACGUGUCCAAGAUGCCCAAUAUGCAGGCCCCGAGCAUUCCCACGGCAGAAUUCCACCAGCCCAUCGGGUUUGUAUGCUGCCAGUGCGAAUGGCGUAGCAGCGGUAGCUAUUGCUCAAACCCACACGUGCCAAACUGCCCACACCGCACGGCGCCCCGCUGCCAGAACUGCCUCAUCAUUUUCACGGAUCCGAAAAGGGGGGCGGAUGGAGAGAAGGAAAUCAAAGGGAGACAGAACUCGUCGGGAUCUGAUAGCUCAGACCAGCAUAGCAGCGGUUCGGUCAACCAAACACCCUGAGCAGUAGGGUAGAUCACUGGGA
Molecule: messenger RNA, 362 nt
Organism: Daldinia caldariorum
Lineage: Eukaryota; Fungi; Ascomycota; Sordariomycetes; Xylariales; Hypoxylaceae
Exons: 1
Coding region: 35-340 (101 amino acids)
Source: RefSeq, a predicted model, not a curated record